This is a messenger RNA of Penicillium angulare, 228 nucleotides long. RefSeq lists its product as uncharacterized. The coding region runs from base 1 to 228 and encodes 75 amino acids. The record is from RefSeq and is a predicted model, not a curated record. NCBI's taxonomy places the organism in Eukaryota, Fungi, Ascomycota, Eurotiomycetes, Eurotiales, Aspergillaceae. The transcript has a single exon.
AUGCCUCAACGCUCAAUCCUAGAAGAUAACCUCCCUCUUGCCAUCUCGCAACUUCGAGCUGAUAAUCGAGCUCCUGUCGUGAGCGAGCAAGUAGAAGGUCGCAAUAAUCGAGUUUUCAAGGUUGAUUUCCCAGAGGCGAGAGCUGGGCUGUACGAGUGCCAAUUAAAAUCCGAGCUACCGAAUCGGAAGCUAUCACGUUUUUCGUUGAAGCGGACAUUGGUGUAUUGA